Messenger RNA from Euleptes europaea (tarantolino), 1692 nucleotides. RefSeq names its product family with sequence similarity 234 member A (gene FAM234A). The coding region runs from base 1 to 1692 and encodes 563 amino acids. The record is from RefSeq and is a predicted model, not a curated record. Gene Ontology annotation, molecular function: protein binding. Lineage: Eukaryota; Metazoa; Chordata; Lepidosauria; Squamata; Sphaerodactylidae. The transcript has 11 exons.
AUGGCGGCCGAGGAGGAGGAGGAGGAGCGGGGCGGGAAGGGGCCGCUGGAGGCCGAGACCCGCCCGCUCAAGAAGCAGCAGGAGGAGGAGGGGGCCGUGGCGGGGGCCGCGUCGGAGGGGGGCGCCCGGCGGGGGCCCGGCGGGAAGGGCGGGCGGCUGUCGCGGUGGCGCACGGCGGCCUUCUUCGUGUCGCUGUUCCUGUGCCUGGCGGCGGUCUUCGCCUUCUCCUUCGUCAUCCCCUGCCCGGUCAGGCCCGUGUCGCAGAGGGCCUGGAGCAGAGCCUUCGCCGGCGCCGCAGCUUACCAGUCCCUGCAAGUGCAAGACGUGGACCAGGACAGAGUGCAGGACGUCCUCUUUGCCUUCCGGGCUUCUGGUGGCACUCACAACAGCACCAACAGGUCCUGCUCUGGAGAAGGCUUUCCACCCCCCUGCGCCUUCGUAGCAGCUGUUUCAGGCACCGACGGCAGCACGCUCUGGGAGGAGCCUGUGGCCGAAGACCUCCAGUUCAUGGACUGCUCCUUUCAGUACGGUGAUUCCCCAGGCUGCCUUGUGGUCGGGAAGCCCGCCUCUCUAGCAGCCAUUGACUUGAAGACAGGCAAUACAGUGUGGAGGGUGACGACCAAUCUGGGAAUGAAUUCUACGGUGCUCAGUCCCUUACUGAUAGUCCCAGAUGUCAAUGGGGACGGUGUGUCAGACCUCCUGGUCUUUGCUGCAGUGGGAGGAGAGAUUCAGAGCGGCUUCUAUUCCGGAAUGUCUGGUGAGGCAAUUGGAUCCGGCGGAAGCCUGCGUCUGCCGGGGAGGCGGGGGCACCUCAUGCAGGUCACCAAGACAGGGGCCCACUAUGUGCUUUUCUACACAGCAAACGCGCUGUAUGGCUACUCGUUGAAGCAGCUCUACGCCGUUGCAGCUGGGUCUGAGGGCCAGGGAGGGGCCAGCCUGAAGGAGGACCCCCAGUGGCAGACAGCCAUCGACGAGGCCACCCACUACGUGCCCUUGCUCAGCUCUGGAGAAAUCCGCUACUUGAUGAAGGUGCCGGGAAGGUCAGGUACUGACAUUUUGCUUGUGAGAUCAGCCACCCUGGAGCUGCUAGAUGGACAACGCCUGGGCUCCAUGUGGACCAGUGAUGUGAUGCCCCCCAUCCAGAGCAAGCCGGUGCUUGGAUCCUUCACUCCUGACGAGGUUGAUAUUGUCAUUGAAAGCAGCGUCACACUCUACAGAAAGAAGGUGCUGAUUGUGGAGGGCAGUUCUGGAAGCAUUCAGUGGGAGCUGGAUCUUCUCUUGGGAGCUGGGACUCCUGCCCCAGGCACGCUGCCCACUGCUGAUCACAGGUCCCUCUUCCUCUUCUGGGGCGACUACCAGCCAGGCCAUAAUGGGACGGGAUCAGAAGGGCCCCCCCAGAACCUCUACCUGUUCCACCCCUCCUUCCCCAACGUCCUCCUGUGGAUGAACAACAGCACUGAGGCGAUUGUGGCCUUCCAGGUGGUGCUCUUCGAGCGGAGCCGCCAUGCCUGCUACGUGCUCCUGACUGGACCCCAGACCGACAGUGGUCCUGGGCUGGUGGUGCUGUCCAAACGGAAGCUGAAGGAGGACAUGGCCGGCAGCCACGUGAUCUGGCUGAACCAGCUCGCCCAGGACUCAGAGCAGAACAUCCGGGACCGCUUCCUCCGGAUGAGAUACCGCAGCCCCUGGUGA